Molecule: messenger RNA, 2942 nt
Organism: Pelmatolapia mariae (spotted tilapia)
Lineage: Eukaryota; Metazoa; Chordata; Actinopteri; Cichliformes; Cichlidae
Gene: r3hcc1l
Product: R3H domain and coiled-coil containing 1-like
Exons: 7
Coding region: 149-1162 (337 amino acids)
Molecular function (GO): nucleic acid binding
Source: RefSeq, a predicted model, not a curated record
UGGUAGUUAUUCCGGAUUUCGGAGCGGCAGUGCUGUAGAAGAACACAAUUUCCCACUACGCUUUGCGCUAGGAUUUGCUUGCGUCAACUGUGCGACGAAAGUCUGUUGUUAAACAAAUCAUAAACGGAUACUUCAAUAUAAUUUAACCAUGGAGGAUGUGCAGCUUAAAGAAGACUGUGGUCCAACUCAACCAAGACCUACACCUCCCUCUCAAUCAAAGAGGCCAAGUCAGCCUCUGUACGUCCCCAAACAACGACUUCAUGCCUCGAAAGAGAAAGCUCAGACUCAGGGAGAAGUUAAACCAAAAACCAGGCCUCGCUACACAGACAAAGCACGAAAGAACGCCAAGAACAAGAAAGACAAAGCUGGAGGAGCGGAUAAACCAUCGCCCGGUGGGGGAGAAGGAGAUGGAGGUGAAGCACAAAACAACGACGUUACGCCAGAUGUGAAGGAGGACCGAUUACAGAGUUUAGAGGCUGAGGUUAAUGGGGAGUCUUCAGCCAAAGUGGAGGCAGGCGGUACUGCACAGCAGGAAGAGGAUAGCUGGGACACCUUGUUCAAUGAUGAUGGAGACUGUCUGGAUCCACAUCUGCUUGAAGAGCUGGCUUUGAAGGAAGGAAAAAAGAAGGAGUCAAUCCAAGAGCCUAGGUUUGAUUACUACAACAUGGACAGAGGCAGUUAUGAUGAUGAUGAUGAUGACGUUGACCUCACAGAGGAUGAACUUUCUCAUAUUGUAGAGAUCUACGAUUUCCCUACAGAGUUCAAAACAGAAGACCUUCUUAAGCUGUUUCAGUGCUACCAAAAGAGAGGAUUUGACAUUAAAUGGAUUGAUGACACACACGCCCUCGGCCUUUUCUCAAGCCCCAUAGCAGCUCGUGAAGCUCUGAGAUCCAAGAAUCCACUGAUGAAGUUGCGACCACUUUCCAAAUCUUCCUCUGCAACAAAGGCCAAAGCCCGUAGCUGCUCAGACUACCUCCUGCCUGCUAAAGAGAGACCUCAGACGAGUGCAGCACUGGCUCGGAAGCUUGUGAUCGGUGCCCUCGGUGUAAAGAGCAACCUCACAAAGGAGCAGCGUGAGGCAGAGAGGAAGAAACUCCAGGAAGCAAGAGAACAAAAGCGCCUGGCAGCCAAGCAGAGGGAAGACGCUUGGGAGGGAAAGUAACUGGACAAACCUCUAUUUUUUUUUCUUUAAAUUCCUUGAUUCAGCAGAGGCUUAAAUCAUUUCUGUUUCAUGUAAUGCUCUGGUUUUCUCAGCUGGCCGCUCCUUCGUACAGGCAUAUUUCCGAGAAAUGAUAUUUUUUUCAAACUGUUUCCUGAGAGUCUUUUACCGUUUCCUUUGUCAUGCAGUGUCUGACAUCAUAAAAUGCUACAUGAUCAGAUCACCUUCAAUUAUCUGUGAACUCACCGACUCACCUGGACUCUAUAUAUUGUAAGCACAGUCUGUAGUCAAGCACUGAAGCUAAUAGUUCAGUUAACAAGUAACGCGUUAACUGAAAUACUUAUCUGUACACAUCCUCGUGUUUGGGUUUUUAAAUGUUUUAAGAUAUAAAAAUGACGUGAUGCUUUCAGUUAAAUGUCACUGAAGUUCAGUCAUGUUGAUUCGUAAAAUUUUUAUGUGUCACAACAUUGUUGAUUUUAUCCAGUUUGAAAGUGGUGUCAUUAAAAAUUAAUGCUGCAUUGUUUGCAGUUUAAGUUUUAUGAAAGUAUUAACUUACUUUUAAGCCAUCGUGUCAGGUGGUUUCCGGUGUUUGAACUGAUACCCGGUAUUAUGUAUAAUGUUUUGCUCAAUGCAGCUGCUGUUAUGUAUGUCCAGUAAAAAAACAAACAAAAAAAAAAAACUGCUCGACUCCGUCUGUUAAAAUCUGAGCGUGUUCUUAAAGACACGAGUCUAGACAUUUCACGAUGACAAGCAAAACUGUCAUUUUCCUUAACAUUGAAGCACCUCACUAUUUUUGUGCGUCACUUAAACAAAUCUACCAAGAUUUUUAGUUCAGCUCCUGUUUUUAGCUCCAUCCAUUCUUGUUCUGUUUGUUGACAAAAUGUAAUGACAGUACGAAGAAAAACGUGUCUCUUUAUUCCUGACAUGCUUUUUUUUUUUAAAACUUUACAAAGGUAAUCACUAAAGAGAGACAGUAUUUAUUCUAACUGUCAUCAAACAGGGUUUCCCAAGAGUCAGCUUUCAUAAUUCAGCUUCCUCAGACACAUCUCUCAGGCUCAAGAGCCCUUUUUUGACAGCUGCAGGCAGACGCCUCUUCUGAGGCUUUACCCAGCAGACCACAGACCAUGUGGCACUGCGGCUCAUUCAGUUCCUCAGUGAAUAAUUACACCACUUUCAGCCAGUGUGGAGAAGGAGUUUUAAAUUUGUUCUUCAAGAGAUUUGUAUCAAAAAUCAAAUUUGCUGCUAAAUUAGGGUUUUUUUUUAUUUUUAAGGUUUUUUUUUAAAUUUUUUUUUAGCCCUCUCAGCCAGUCGAAAUGUUCACACACUAACACAACAGAUUGCUGUGUACUUAAAUGUUUAAAAUGAUUAUUCCUUAAAUUUUAGUAGUCCUGCAGAUGACUGUGAUUUAUAGUUCCCCUCCUUUUAAAUAUCCAAAUCGGCCCUGUAUUGCGCGAAGAGAGUUAGUUUUGUAACUGUUUAGCUCACUGGCUGUGGAUGAAUGAGGCACUGCCACGUGGCUCACAGUGGGCUAAUUAAAGAGCUGCAGCAUGAGAAUGAGUCUCAUUACAUAUUUGUUUCUUUUCACAUCAGUUCUUCUGAAUGUGUAUUGACACAUUUAUAUCCAUGCAGAUAAUGUGAAAGACGUUUUUGUAAAGCAGAUUUGAGGAUUCAGUAUUAGGAAGAGUUUCCUUUUACAGUAUUUACGAUGUGCUGUUUUAGAAGGUGAUAAAAAAUUUCUGAAAGCAUGUAAUAGUUUUUUCUGUAUAAUCAUGAAUACCAAGGC